UUGCAAAGAAAAUUUUCCUUGCGGUCUUGGAUGUGUCAACUCAAGUGAUCUUCUUGAUCAGAAAUUCAAUUACGUUGUCGGUUGUCAUCUACCUACACCCAUGGAUUAUCUCCAUCACCUUCACAACCUUGAAUUGCUAAGAGAGCUACCUUUGCCAAGACCACGUCGUGGGCUACGGGAUGCUAGAAAUCCAUUGGAAUCGUACGAGGAUGGGCCAUUUCGAGAUCGGUAUCGACUGUCAAAAGAAACCGUCAUUUACAUCAUCAACAUGCUGGAAGCAGAAUUGAAGAGGGACACACAGAGGAAUGAUCCACUUCCCGUUUAUUUGAAGGUGUUGACGGCUCUCCGUUUUUAUGCGGAUCAUUUCAAAAGAUGCAUGGUGAUGAGGCAGCAAUAUCACAGUCAUCAAUGUGUCGAAUCAUCAAAGAUGUGUCGGAAGCUAUAGCAAGAAGGAAGAGGCAAUACAUGAAGUUCCUUCGACAAGAGAUGAAGUUGAAGCAACUCAGCGACAGUUCUACCAGUACUGCAGAUUUCCAGGAGUGAUAGGUGCAAUUGAUGGGGUGGGGAUCAGGCAAUAUACUUCCUCAACAGGAAGAAUAGAUACUCGAUCAAUGUACAGGUUAGAUUAAUUAUACCCUUUCUUAGGCCCUUUUCACAAGAGACUGCUGAGACUGCUUGCAACCUUUGUGAUUGUGUGCGACAUAUAUUGUGAUCAAAUGAUUGCAAUUGCUAAUACAAGCAAAUGUGAAAGCCACUUAAAUUACUAUAACUAGAACAAUGUACUAUUUUGUAUAAAGUUUGGCAAAAAAAAGAAUGUUACAUUAAUUUUCUGUCCUAGGAUUUCCUAUCACUUCAGUUUCAUUUAUAGUAAUUAUUCGAUUCGUAUUUGAUUGGGCAAUUUUUAAAAUGAGUAGUUAAUUCUGUAGCAUAUUUUUUUAAUAUGCAUUUUUAUUUAUUUAUUUUUUUGCAAGUACUGAGCAAUGGAAGCAGUGGAUGGGUGAUUGUUGGAUAAAUCAACCUAACAAGGAAAGCACACCAAUAAUUUUAAUGUGCAUGCAUGUUAAAAUUGCAUUCCAAAUAUGUGAUAAACUUGCAAAACUCAAUUGUUGUGUGCUCCCAUUGGAUGUCCCAAAGAAAAUUGAAAAUUAAGUGCCCAGAACGAUAUAGAGACAGUUCUGAAUGUAAGAUUUGAUAUUCCUCUUUUGUCUUCUGCUAGGUUGUUUGUGAUCAGAAAACGUAUCCGGACAUCUACCCCCUGGACAUCCACCCCGCGGACAUCCACCACCCGGACAUCCACCCCCCGGACAUCCACCCCCUUAGGACAUCUACCCCCUAGGACAAG
Molecule: messenger RNA, 1342 nt
Organism: Lytechinus pictus (painted urchin)
Lineage: Eukaryota; Metazoa; Echinodermata; Echinoidea; Temnopleuroida; Toxopneustidae
Exons: 4
Coding region: 101-445 (114 amino acids)
Source: RefSeq, a predicted model, not a curated record